UAUAUAUCCGGAUUCAGAUGACGACAUGUCGAUAAACGAGGUCAGCUUCCCUAACCUCGGCUGGGUAUGAAUUGGUAUCGAAGCGAAAGGGAAAUUGAACUUCUUCAGGAGCCCUAAUUGCAGAGAUUCGCCAGCUUCUGAGUUCGAAGCUCAAAGAGGCAAAGGAAGAUGGGGAAGAAACAGCACAGUAAAGACCGUUUGUUUAUUACGAAAACUGAAUGGGCCACUGAAUGGGGCGGAGCCAAAUCCAAGGACAAUCAAACCCCUUUCAAGCGGCUUCCCUUUUAUUGCUGCGCGCUUACAUUUACACCCUUUGAGGACCCUGUAUGUACUGCCGAUGGCAGCAUCUUCGAGAUAAUGAAUAUCAUCCCUUAUAUUCGGAAGUACGGUAAAAAUCCUGUUACUGGAGCUCCCCUGAAGCAGGAGGAUCUUAUUCCUCUGAUUUUCCACAAGAACUCUGAAGGUGAGUUCCAGUGCCCUGUACUAAACAAAGUUUUUACCGAGUUCACUCACAUAGUUGCUAUAAAGACCACUGGAAAUGUUUUCUGCUACGAGGCAAUUAAAGAACUAAAUAUCAAGACAAAAAACUGGAAGGAACUUCUCACUGAUGAACCAUUUAGUAGGGAAGAUAUUAUAACCAUUCAGAACCCUACUGCACUUGAUAGCAAGGUUCUCCUGGAUUUUGAUCAUGUGAAAAAAAGCCUGAAAGUUGAUAAUGAAGAACUUCAGAAAAUGAAAUCAGAUCCAACAUAUAACAUAAAUGUGUCGGGUGACAUCAAGCAGAUGUUGAAGGAACUUGGAACAGAAGAAGGAAGGCAAACUGCACUUCAUGGGGGAGGUGGUGGCAAGGCACAGAAAGAAAGGGCAGCUGCCCUUGCUGCAAUUUUAGAAGCUAGGUCACGCAUCAAAGAAAAUUCCAAGGAAAAUGCAAAAGGAGAGGAGACACCUACUCAGGCAUUUAGUAUUGUGGAUGCUGCAUCUGCUUCAGUACAUGGAAGAAGUGCAGCUGCUGCGAAAGCUGCUCCUAGUGAAAAAACUGCAGCUCGAAUUGCCAUGCACAUGGCGGGUGAGAGGGCACCGGUGAAUGCUAAGAUGGUAAAGAGUCGUUACACUACUGGGGCUGCAUCCCGAUCCUUUACAUCUACAUCUUACGAUCCUGUUACAAAGAAUGAACACGAAUAUAUCAAGGUUGAGAAAAAUCCAAAGAAGAAAGGAUAUGUACAGUUGCACACAACUCAUGGAGAUUUGAAUAUUGAGCUGCAUUGUGAUAUUACUCCAAGGGCAUGUGAGAAUUUCAUCACACUGUGUGAAAAUGGCUACUACAAUGGAGUUGCUUUUCAUAGAAGUAUUAGGAAUUUUAUGAUUCAAGGUGGUGAUCCAACUGGUACUGGGAGAGGAGGUGAAUCUAUAUGGGGAAAGCCCUUCAAAGAUGAACUCAACUCCAAGUUGCUUCAUUCUGGAAGGGGAAUUGUCAGUAUGGCAAAUAGUGGUCCCCACACUAAUGGUUCCCAGUUCUUUAUUCUAUACAAAUCUGCCAAUCAUUUAAACUUCAAGCAUACUGUAUUUGGCGGUGUUGUUGGUGGUUUGACUGCUUUGGCAGCUAUGGAAAAGGUUCCUGUUGAUGACAAUGAUCGGCCUCUGGAGGAGAUCAAGAUUACAAGUGUCACAGUCUUUGUCAAUCCAUACUCGGAACCCGAUGAAGAAGAAGAAAACAAGCAAAAAGACGAGAAGAAUGUUGAAGAUGAAGAAAACGAUAAGGUUGGAUCAUGGUAUAGCAACCCAGGCACCGGGGUAGCUGAAAAUGGAGCUGCAGGUGGCGGUGUAGGGAAAUACCUGAAAGCAAGGAAUACCCAAUCCAAACCCCCUGCUGUUGAUGCUAGUCUAGGAGCAACUACCUCGACCAAGAAAAGGACAGCUGCAGGAGAGUUCAAAGACUUCUCUUCGUGGUAAGAAUCCAUAUAGACCAAUUUAGAAAAGGGCAUAGGUUUUGCAGCUAGCCCUUAAGUUACCGUUUUCUUUUGGUGUUUAAAUCUUACAAGUUAUUGGAAUGGGGAGCGGGUAAAAAGGGUGCAUUUGGCCUAUUGAGUUCUGGAAUCCAUUACUGACGACAGAAGUUCAUUUCACAAACUCUUGAGUUGUAGAUUAUGCCUAAGGACAACCCUUCCCCCAAACCCAAAAAGAGAGAUAGAUAGAGAGAGAGAGUGAGAAAAAGAGGGAGAAGCUUAAUUCAGACAUGAAUCCUCCUUUUCCGACAGUGUGCUGUAAAAAUCAAUUGGCAGAUAUAAGAACGGCUCUACUUCUUCCAAUAGUAUUUAUAUUUCAAAGCUGUUUCUCUGCUAAGGAGUAGUGAGUAGUUAUAUGCCAAAGUGAGGAUAACUCAGCCGUGUACUCAUACUUAGAAUUGGAGAUUUGAACCUUCAUACUCUCAUAUUUUUUGUACUAAAAGAAAUGAGUUUGACCGCAUGCUGAAUUUCCAAGUAAAGUUGUAUUUCAACCGUACCCAACACUGCUGAAUUAUCUUGUUCACAGCUUUGCUGUCGAUCCAGACUUUAAAUUUUGAUC
Cucurbita moschata (crookneck pumpkin) is the source of this 2562-nucleotide messenger RNA. RefSeq names its product peptidyl-prolyl cis-trans isomerase CYP65-like. The transcript is spliced from 11 exons. Gene Ontology annotation, cellular component: catalytic step 2 spliceosome. The record is from RefSeq and is a predicted model, not a curated record. NCBI's taxonomy places the organism in Eukaryota, Viridiplantae, Streptophyta, Magnoliopsida, Cucurbitales, Cucurbitaceae. Bases 169 to 1950 code for a protein of 593 amino acids. Gene Ontology annotation, molecular function: peptidyl-prolyl cis-trans isomerase activity; ubiquitin-ubiquitin ligase activity. Gene Ontology annotation, biological process: protein peptidyl-prolyl isomerization; protein folding; protein polyubiquitination.